Eucalyptus grandis is the source of this 2112-nucleotide messenger RNA. RefSeq lists its product as uncharacterized. The coding region runs from base 192 to 2087 and encodes 631 amino acids. The record is from RefSeq and is a predicted model, not a curated record. Gene Ontology annotation, biological process: lipid catabolic process. The transcript is spliced from 7 exons. Lineage: Eukaryota; Viridiplantae; Streptophyta; Magnoliopsida; Myrtales; Myrtaceae.
UCAUUCCUACCUUCUUCGAGCCUCCACCAGUUCGGAGCUACAUUCCUUCCUUCGCCUCCGAAAAUCGAACCUCCACCUCUUCGCUCGCCGGCGAGCCGCAUUCCGAAGCUCCGGCUCGUCGCUCGCGUCCGUCUCCGGCGGUGGGCGCCGGUGCCGGUGCCGGUGCGGUGCCGGUGCGGUGCCGGUGACCGAUGGCGACGGGGACGAUGGCGACCGCGGCGGGGGCGGCGGUGCUCCUGUGCUACGUCCUCAAAAGGACGCUGGCCUCGAAGGGCGAGGACGACGCCGGGGAUCCGUCGCGAUCGGGCCGCCCGUCGAAGAGGCGGAUCGCCCGGCGGCAGCCCGCCCAGGCGCCCGCGACGCUGUUCGAGGCGAUCGCGACGCUGGCGGAGACGCUCCGGUUCACGUACUCGGAGACCCUGGGGAAGUGGCCGAUCGGGGACUUGGCGUUCGGGAUCAAGUAUCUGAUGAGAAGGCAGGGGAAUAUCUCAGUUGCAAGUAUAUAUGCUGGAAGUAACUGUAUACAGUUGGGGGGCCCUGAGAUUCUGGCCAAGGUGCAUCAUCUCUUGAGGUUGCUGACGUUUUGCAUGCUUUUCUCCAAGAAGCCAUUUCCAGUGUUUUUGGAGUCAUCCGGAUACUCUGAAGAAGAUGUGCUCCUUCAAAAACCUAAGGCCGCGCUUUUGAAGCCUGCUUUUACAGUAAUACGUGACAAAAGUGAAAAGUGCCUUCUCCUAUUGAUUCGGGGUACGCAUAGCAUCAAAGAUACACUAACUGCAGCAACUGGUGCAGUUGUCCCCUUUCACCAUUCAGUUUUAUGUGAUGGUGGAAUUAGCAAUUUAGUUUUAGGAUAUGCGCACUGUGGAAUGGUUGCUGCUGCUCGUUGGAUUGCUAAGCUUAGUACUCCUUACUUGCUUAAGGCUCUUGAUGAACAUCCCGACUACAAGAUUAAGGUGGUUGGACAUUCUCUAGGUGGCGGUACUGCUGCACUCUUAACCUACAUUCUCAGAGAGCAGAAAGAGUUCUCCUCUACCACAUGUGUCACAUUCGCCCCUGCUGCAUGUAUGACAUGGGAGUUGGCAGAAUCAGGCAAGGAUUUUGUGACUACUACAAUAAAUGGCUCUGAUUUGGUGCCAACAUUUUCAGCCGUUUCUAUUGAUGAUCUUCGUUCAGAGGUGACAGCAUCAUCCUGGUUGAAUGAUUUAAGGGAUCAAGUGGAACGAACGAGGGUCCUAAAUGUUGUUUAUCGCUCCGCAACUGCUAUAGGAUCUCAUCUGCCUUCAAUGGCUAGUGCAAAAGCCAGAGUUGUUGGUGCCGGUGCACUUCUGCGCCCAGUCUCAAGUGGCACGCAGGGGGUGAUGAAGAGAGCACAAAAUGUAGCUCAAGCUGUCGUCAGGACUCGCUCGUCUAUAUCUUCAUGGUCCUGCAUGGGUGCGCGUCGCCGCAAUCUGGGUUCUAUAUCGAACUCAAAAGUCGAGGAUCAGCCUGAAACUACUCUUAUACUGGAUAAAGCAUGUGAAUCUCAUCUGACAGAAGCGACAACGAUAGAGCCUGUGCAAAGUCACAAAGAACUUCAUACUAGUGAUGGAUCUGGGAUCGACAGUACAGAUGAAGAGGAGCUCAUCCCAGGGGAGAGAGAUAUAUCAGAAGAAGCAGAAAACAUAACAGAAGGCGAGUUGUGGGAUGAAUUGGAGAAGGAGCUUCAAAGGCAGGAGAAGGAGCCUAACAUUCAGGCCCAGGAGGAAGAAGCAGCCGCAGCGAAAGAAAUUACCAAGGAGGAAAACGAGAUAGCCGAUGCUUCAGAGAGCCAGAAGUCCGGAACUUCACUCGACUCCCUAGAGAGCCACAGGUUUUAUCCUCCCGGGAGAAUCAUGCACAUGGUCUCUCUGCCGACACCGGAUGAUGCCGACAUGGAUCACGACGGCUGUCGUGAGGAGCAUGUGGGUAUCUAUGAGACGCCAAGGGAAUUGUACAGUAAAAUCAGAUUGUCAAGAACGAUGAUCAAUGACCAUUACAUGCCUAUGUACAAAAGGAUGAUGGAAUUGUUAAUUAGGGAACUGGAAAACGAGGAAGUCUGUUGUGAAAUAUGAAAUUAGAUGGUUGGAUUGUUUUUAA